Messenger RNA from Brassica oleracea var. oleracea, 899 nucleotides. Its product is annotated as reticulon-like protein B9. The coding region runs from base 136 to 810 and encodes 224 amino acids. The record is from RefSeq and is a predicted model, not a curated record. Lineage: Eukaryota; Viridiplantae; Streptophyta; Magnoliopsida; Brassicales; Brassicaceae. The transcript is spliced from 5 exons.
UAACUUUGUUCCCAAGCCUAGAACCUCUCUAGUCUGUCCACCUCUUCUUAUAUUUCCAACAAAUUUACAUAACCAUCACGUUAAAGUUAACUACUCUUCCCAUUAAUUCGUAAGAAUUCAUCAUAAUCCAACAUCAUGCCGAUCUUUGGGGGAUCUUCUGAUUCUGAAGAAGAAAGAACGAUGCAUCAACAAACUAAGCUCUUCAAUCGCCAACGAUCAAUUCACUCUAUAUUCGGAGGAGGCAAAGUUGCGGAUAUUUUGUUAUGGAGAGAGCCGAAAAUAGCUGCAACACUGGUGAUAGGAGUUAGUCUCUUAUGGUUCUUAUUGGAAGUAGUGGAAUACAAUUUCAUAACCCUAGUUUGUCAUGCUUCCAUGACCUCUAUGCUUCUUUUCUUCAUUUGGUCCACUGCUUCCGAUUUUCUCAAUUGGGAAAGGCCAAUCAUACCAGAAGUGGUGCUCGACGAAUCGUCUUUCAAGGAAUUAGCAACAAGCUUUCAUGAUAGAUUCAACCAAAUCCUCUCCAAGCUUCUUGACCUUGCUUGUGGAAGAGAUCCUCCACUCUUUUUCCUCACAACAAUCUCACUUUACAUCCUAUCCGUCAUCGGGACAUGUAUCAACUUUAUGAAUCUUCUGUUCAUAGGGUUUGUAAGCAUGCAAACAUUGCCGGUUAUGUACGAGAUGUACGAGGAUGACGUGGAUAGAGUGGCGAGUAUGUUAAUGAGAAAGAUGAGAAAGUUGUACAGGAAAGUGGACUCGAAUGUUCUCAGCAAGAUCCCAAGAGGAACUGUCAAAAGCAAGAAAUAUGCUUAAUUUUUCAUUGGUUACUCACUGAUGUAAAAUAUAAUUUAUAUGCAUAGAGAGACAAUUAUUUAUAUAGUUACCGUAAAACAAGUUUUAAU